AUGAGUCAAGAUGAUAUUCCACAUUAUAUAUGGAAUAUAUAUCACCAAAAUAAUCAUGAACACUUUGAUACAAUGAAACAUAUAUUUCCAACAAAAAUUAAAACAAAAAAAUGUAGAUGGAUUAUUGAAUACGACAUCAAAUUGUUAGAAAAUGAAUAUUUGAUACAAAUUAUCUUUUUAACAAAUUUAAGAAAAAUUUUUGAUUCGUUAAAUCCUUUAAAAGGUUUAUCUAUUACAAUUUUAAAUGGUAAAACAAAAAAUCAUAGCAUAUUUGUACCAGAAAUUGAAGAAAAAUAUUAUGAUUGGAAAAAUGUGGAUAUUAGUUAUCUUGUCGAUAUAGUGAAUCCCUUAAAGAAUUUGAGAAUAUCAUUGAAACCUGAUCCUGAUUUUUGUAAAAAUUUAAGAAAUAAUAUUACAAACUUACCUCCCUUGACCAAUAAUGAUACGCCGUUGAUCAUAUUUCUUGAAAAUACUUUAGGUACCAAAUCAAAAAGAAUAAAAAGAAAUAUUAUUGAUGAUAAAUUUUUACAUAGAUCUAAGAGAGAAACAAAAUCAGAUCUAAUAUUAAGGGAUAUAAAAUCAACCAAAAGGAAAGGAGGGCACUUUAAAAAUGGACGUGGAAGGAAGCUUUGCCGGAAAACAGAUUUGUAUGUUGACUUUAAAGAAUUAAAUUGGGAUGAUUGGAUACUAGCUCCAGAAGGGUAUAAUGCGUACCAGUGUCGUGGAAUAUGUUCUAAUCCUCUCCCAUCUAAACUUAACACAACUAACCAUGCUAUUAUUCAAUCUCUUAUAAAUACCUUAAAUCCCUUAUCAGUCCCUGCACCAUGUUGUAUUCCCACACGUCUAGCACCCUUAUCAAUAUUAUUCGUCGACUUUAACAAACAUGUAGUAAUCAAAAAUUAUGCUGAAAUGAUUGUUGUAGAAUGUGGUUGCAACUGA
This is a messenger RNA of Strongyloides ratti, 939 nucleotides long. RefSeq names its product Maverick. The transcript is spliced from 4 exons. The record is from RefSeq and is a predicted model, not a curated record. Gene Ontology annotation, biological process: SMAD protein signal transduction; BMP signaling pathway. Bases 1 to 939 code for a protein of 312 amino acids. Gene Ontology annotation, cellular component: extracellular region. Gene Ontology annotation, molecular function: growth factor activity; cytokine activity. NCBI's taxonomy places the organism in Eukaryota, Metazoa, Nematoda, Chromadorea, Rhabditida, Strongyloididae.